ACUUACUUAUUAUCUUAGCAGAUGGUUUAAGAACUAGGCUUUACUAGACUCUGUGAAAUCUAUACUGUGAAAGUUAUUAACCAUGCAAAGUUGUUGCAUCCUUAAUCAGAUACACACAUGGCUUCAAGAAAAUCAAGAGAUGAUCAAGAGCUCCAGGUGCUGGAUGACUGAGGCUCAGUCAUGGCUUGCUGCUCCCUGCACAUACACCACAGCUAAAUGUCUGAGGAGCCACGUUCAUGCUCUUCAGAUUGUGUUAGGUGAUGCAUCGCAGAUCCGGUCGACACUGCAGAACUUCAUCUCAGUCCUAGAGGAAAUGUCGCAGGUUUGUGAUGUCACCGCACUCCACGACCAACUGCUGGAAGCAGAUCACAGAGUGUCAGAAGUUCAUGGCAGCUUCACAGCCCCCCUGUCUCAGCUGGAGCACGCAGCUGCUGAGAUCGAGGCCAUGGAGAAGGACGUAUGCAGAAUGGAGAAUGAUGUCGCCGAGAUUAAGACCCUGCUCUCUUCCCCAGAGAUUUUUCCCAGCCCCACAGAGGAUUAUCUCAAAAUUAAGCAGAGGAUCCAAUCAAUGAGACAUACAGUAGUAGAGAUUCAGAAAUGCAAACUAGGCCUUUGUCUCCCCGAGAAGGCUGAGGAGACACUCACUGUGUUUAAUGUGGUGGAACAGCUUCAAACUCUGUUGCUUGACCUGGAAAAGAAGGUCCCUGCCCUGUUCAUUCAACAACCAUCCACUCCAAAUCAGGCCAAAGUGGUACCAACACUUCAAAACUCCAUGUCCAGGCAGCAUGGUGAGCUCCCUGUUGAAGAAACUACAGAGAAUAAAGGCAGUGAGGAGCUGAUCAUGGAGGACGAUGGAGGAAGUGUAUUUUGGUGGCUCUGGGAAUCUUUCCUAGGAGUUUCACCUGAGGAAGCAGAGCAUGUUGUCUCAGAGGAGAAGGAAGCGGUGACUGGCCUAGGUGCUGAUCAGACUGCAGAGGAUGGAAAGGAUAUUGAGACCUCAACUGACACUGCAGAAGCAAGUUCAUCUGAAGCUUUGUCAGAAGCUCUGGACACAGUGAGAACCCAGUCCCUGUUGGUAAACACAGCCUCCAGUGUCAACGUCUCCCAGUCUGACUCUAGGCCCCAGCACCGAUGUGUAGUUUCCUAAAUAUGGAGUGUUACAAACACUGAUUAUAGUUUUUCCUCUCAAUGUCUCAAAAGUAUAUGAUGCUCCUGACAGAUAGCUUUUAUUACACUAGAACCUACGAUUUGUCAUUUCCCUUCAGAAACCUGUUGCAAACCUUCCAACAUUUUGUUAGAAACCCUGUUAUAGGUCAACCUGUCAACAUUCUGUAAAUUUUGUAUUUAAUCUAUAUUCUACAAUCAACCAUAAAACUGCCAAAGAUCCAAAAGAUCGUUGGACCUUUGGAGGUCUUUCUUGUUGAUUUUUGUCGUAAUACAUUGAUAUUUUCAAGAAUUAAUUUUUGUAAAGGCUUUUAAUCUAACUCAAGCUGAAUGUAGAGCACUGCUCUGCAUUUAAAAUCCUUCUCGCAUUCACGGAAAGGUUUCUUUUUGUCUUCUGACGCAAAAGCUCAUGGUUUCUCUCCAUUAUUAAAAAAACCCAACUUUUGCUGGAAACCUUUUCUACAUUUUACACAUUCUUCCACUUCCAAGCCUCUGGUCUCUGUCUUUUCUUUAAAAUUCCCAUGAAUUAAUUUUUGUCUCCAUUGGAACUUGCUUCUGUUGUUGUUGUUUUUAAUGCCAAAUGUCUUUGAGUCUGUGACCAGAGCAGGGCUAUAUUACAAAAAGCCUCUUUCAUUUAGUACAGCACAUUACAUACUACUGUCUGGAAUAGUGUGAAACAUGACACAUCUAUAACAUUCAAUUGUAGAAACUCAUAAGGCAGGAUAAUUUGGGAUAAUCACAAAAACUAGUAAUUUUGGGGAAAACCUGGAAUUCAAUCGUUUUCAGGCUUUUUGCAAUGAAGAGUUUGCUGAAUUUUGAACUGUGUUUUAGUCUGGUAAGGGGUUCUUCAAUAUUUUAGUAACUAACUAUUGCCAGCUACCCCAUUGUAGAAUGACUUUUAGCCAAGUCUUUCAAAUUGAAAGGCUAUUUUAAGUUUAUCCUUACACCUCCCUGAUCUGUCAAUGUAGAAUUAGUUAGAAUUCCAUAGUACUUAGAGAAACAUGCCCAUCAACCUUGUCAGGGCAGGUAAUAAGUAAUGUGGACUUCCUCUCUGAAGAGGAUGUUUGGCUCCAUUUAAAAAUAGAGUAUUUUGGAACUGGACUGAAGUGGAAGUAGAUGUGUGCCAGAAGACUUCUUGUUUUCCAAGUUUCCUGUGUUUACAUGAAGAACAGUGUACCUGGCAUACAGCAAAUACCACACAUUUCUGAGGACGGUAUCUGCAACAGGCGUUUAGUGGAUUGAAGGUUUCUGUUGCACCAGACAAAUGAAGGUGCUGUGAUGGAGCAAUGGUUUGUUGUUAGUCUACUCUCUGAUGAGAUGGAAUGGCAGACACAGAGAAGAGAUACAUGGAAAUGUAUUUUAGACCUCAUUUUUAUAAUGUUAUCAUAAACAGCUUACAAUACUAAAAUCAUUACGAAUUUUAACCUUUUCAUUUAUUGUUUGCUCUUAGAGACCAGCAGCUGCAGAGCUUUUUUUUAUAUGCAUCUACUAUAUGUGUUGGUGAAUUAAUACAGAGGAAUAUGCUGUUUAAUUAAUCAAAUACUUUCUCAGCUAAGUUAACAGCUCAGCUACUGCUCUUCCAAACAGAUCCCUGAUUUAUGACAAAACCAGCUGAUAGAUUUUCUCUGGUUUUAUUCUUAUGGAAAUUACUUAUGUGAUUGUUGCCAUGAAAAUGCAGUGGUUUCACUUGAUAACUGCUUAAUAAACAGCUGUCGGCACUGAUAUCUAAAUUGUUGUUUUUGAUGACAUGGAGGUUUCAGUUGACAGCAGCAGAAACAUUUUUGCAUUACAUGCCUGUGUUGUUCCUGCUUCUGUUCAGUCGUUUUCAUGUGUUUCUGUGCAAAACCAAAUGAAGACAAUAAAUGUGCUUCAGUGA
Molecule: messenger RNA, 3040 nt
Organism: Xiphophorus couchianus (Monterrey platyfish)
Lineage: Eukaryota; Metazoa; Chordata; Actinopteri; Cyprinodontiformes; Poeciliidae
Exons: 8
Coding region: 83-1147 (354 amino acids)
Source: RefSeq, a predicted model, not a curated record